AUGGAAUUACAGGAGACCAUGCAGAGGCUUCGCGAGACUGUGCAUCGUCUAGAGGUUCGAUACCAAGAGACCUACGUCAAACUGGUCGAAGAGGGGGCGCGGCUAAAGGACGAGAACUUCCGCUUUAGACGAGCCUUACACGAGAAGAACAAGCUUCAGGAAACGCUGGAGCGCGUGUACGACGAUUUUCACCAGCCCCUGACGGACGGAGAGGCCAGUAUGAGGAAAUGCGUGUUCGAGGACCAGUGUGCGCACGAUCCGUGGACCCCAUUGACCGAGGAGGAAGUUUGGGCUUACAUCCGGGCGACGCACGAGAGGGUGACGGCCACGUUGCAGGCCAUUUCACAGCGUGCAGCGCUGAGGCAGAUGGACCCCACUAGUCGACCAAUGCCUCCGUUCUUGGGUUGGCAGGUGCGCCAUCAUCGAGAGAACGACGAGGUGCUGUUCUCCUUUGAAAAGCCCUUCUAUCACGUGACCGCUCUACAGUCAAUGCAGCAUACAUGGGACAACGAGCUGGCCAUGCAGAGUUACCGCAAACCGGUAGACGCAGCGACACAGUCCAUGACUGUAUUCCAGGUGAUCAACGACGACACUUACGUGUUCAGGAGGCGCAUUAGAGUGGAAGAGCAGGUUACCACUUCAUACUAUCUACGGUUCCGACUCAAGACGUACUCAGGCUACGCGAUAGGCAACUGCUCGGUCAGUACGAAGCCGUCGCAACAGCCAGGACAAAUUUGGGCAGAGAAUAUGUCGCUGUGGACAGACUUCAAGGGUGCGCGCUCAGAAUCAGAUCAGGAGUGCUGCGUUGUGCGGAUCACGGGCAGGAUAAGCGUCGAUGCCACAGAAUCCGCCGCUAUCCAAGCUGCAGUCGACAUCAUCUUUGGACUGCUUAGCUGGGAAAACUUAAAUAUUGGCCCAGUGUUCGCGUUCACCGAGGGUUGA
Phytophthora sojae is the source of this 942-nucleotide messenger RNA. RefSeq lists its product as hypothetical. The record is from RefSeq and is a predicted model, not a curated record. The coding region runs from base 1 to 942 and encodes 313 amino acids. The transcript has 2 exons. NCBI's taxonomy places the organism in Eukaryota, Oomycota, Peronosporomycetes, Peronosporales, Peronosporaceae.